AUGCAGCGAUUUAUGCAGGCACAAUGCGUCAUAAGGAAGGAGCAGCCGGCAUCGUGCCUGCGACGGCAGGUGCUCGCCGGGGGCCAAUCAGCGCCCGCAGCGCGAUCCCUGCGCAGCAUCAACAAUGUCGAACCAACUUCCAUAUUGCUUCCUCCUGCUUUCACUAUGAUGCCAUCAGCCCUGUUGCAUCUUGUCUCGCCUCGCCUUGCGCUUGAUUCACGUCUGCUCCCUUCAUGUCUCACCCAGAAAUUCAAUAUGGCCGCAGUUCAGGCGUCCCUUGAUGACCAACCCUUCAUUGGAGUUUCUACAAUUCGGUCCAAAACAUCCCCUUGUCAAGGAUCACCGGAACUGCGGACUGGACGUCAAAUCCUGUGA
Talaromyces rugulosus is the source of this 375-nucleotide messenger RNA. RefSeq lists its product as uncharacterized. NCBI's taxonomy places the organism in Eukaryota, Fungi, Ascomycota, Eurotiomycetes, Eurotiales, Trichocomaceae. The transcript has a single exon. The record is from RefSeq and is a predicted model, not a curated record. Bases 1 to 375 code for a protein of 124 amino acids.